Choloepus didactylus (southern two-toed sloth) is the source of this 2690-nucleotide messenger RNA. Its product is annotated as lactoylglutathione lyase-like. The record is from RefSeq and is a predicted model, not a curated record. The transcript has a single exon. NCBI's taxonomy places the organism in Eukaryota, Metazoa, Chordata, Mammalia, Pilosa, Megalonychidae. Bases 310 to 861 code for a protein of 183 amino acids. Gene Ontology annotation, molecular function: lactoylglutathione lyase activity; metal ion binding.
AUUCCAAAUCACCAAAAUAUAUUUUUUAAUGUAGAAAACAUCACAUUAGGAUGGCAAUGUUCUUUUUGUAACAUUAAAACCAUUUUGUAUAGUUCCUAACAAUUCAAAACUCAGAGACUAUUAGCGACAUCUACACUUAAUAAUUUCUCAGUUAGCACCAGAGAAAAAGAAAAAUGUUUUCAGUGUUGCCUCCAUUAAAAUAAGUCUCUGUUUCUUGAUUUUCUAUGACUUAUUAUCAUCUUUGUAAGAGAAUAAGAGGUUGGUAGCUUCUUGGUUCCCGCGCCCGCUUUGAGAUACAGCAGUGCGUCUAUGGCAGAACCGCAGCCCGCAGCCGGCCUUACCGACGAGGCUGCCCUCAGUUGCUGCUCCAAUGCGGACCCCAGCACCAAGGAUUUUCUAUUGCAGCAGACCAUGCUACGAAUUAAAGACCCUAAGAAGUCAUUAGAUUUUUAUACAAGAAUUCUUGGAAUGACGCUACUUCAAAAAUUAGAUUUUCCCACUAUGAAAUUUUCACUCUAUUUCUUGGCUUAUGAGGAUAAAAAUGACAUCCCCAAAGAUAAAGAUGAAAAAACAGCAUGGGUAUUCUCCAGAAAAGCUACACUUGAGCUGACCCACAAUUGGGGUACUGAAGAUGAUGCAACUCAGAAUUACCACAAUGGCAAUUCAGACCCUCGAGGAUUUGGUCACAUUGGAAUUGCUGUUCCUGAUGUACAUGGUGCUUGUAAAAGAUUUGAAGAACUGGGAAUCAAAUUUGUAAAGAAACCUGAUGAUGGUAAAAUGAAAGGCCUGGCAUUUAUUCAAGAUCCUGAUGGCUACUGGACUGAAAUUUUGAAUCCUAACACAAUGAUAACUAUUAUUUAGUUCUAUGAGACUACGUCUUUGUGAUUUCAAUGAAGACAUUGUAGAGGACAAAAAGGAAACAAUGUGGUUCAAGAUAGUUAUGUAACAAAAGCAUUGAGGAUCAUUGUCCUAGUUCAAAUUAUUCUUAAGUUCAUUUCCUUUUCCUACUUCACCUAACUGUUCUUAAUUCUGGUUUUAAAAUAGUGCUUUUAUCUUAUGCCCUUGAAUGUAAUUCUGUAACUUUACUUUUUGAAGUAAUAAUUAGAACAGUUCCCUUCAGACACUGCAUUGGCCUUCAUCUGUCUUCUAAAUAAGACAUCUUUUAAGCCUUUCUUUGAAUCAUCAUUUUCAAAAAAACAUUUAACAUGUUUUUGUUGUGGAUAUCUUCUGGGGUUUCAUUCCUCAGAAAUAACUUUUCCCAAUGAAAAGUAAGGAAAACAUUGAACAAAAAUGAAACCUCAUGUGUACUUCAAACAGUAUGAAGAAUUGUGUUACAAAAGAAAGGUUCCUCUUGGAAGCAAUUGAGAAUCAUGCUGACAAGGAUGCUGAUAGAAAAACCAAUUUCUGUUCAUUUAUAAAGUACUUCCAAAGUUCAAGAACUAACUUCAUUUUUUUAGGAUGGAGAGGAGGAGGAAGGGGAUAUUGUUUACUGGAUACCCAGACACUGGACUUGGCUGUCACAUGCUUUAUCUCAUUUAAUCCUCACAACUAUCCUAUGAAAAAGGCUAAACAUAUAAAAUAACUUUAAUAAAUUGAAGACAAUAUAAAUAGGCUCAAGUCCUCAAGAUCUCAUCAUCAUGUUUAGUAUUUAGAUUGUGUCUCAAAUAUUAGUACCUCACAAUACCUCCUUUGCUAAUUUCCUGUAAAAUCCUUGGACAAGUUUGAACAUCAUCCUCUCAGCUCUCAGGCCUGAUUACCACAGUGAGGAGUAAGCAAUGGAGGAGGUCUUUAGCACAUAACUCCCCUGGGGACAACCAGGUGACUCCUGCACAGGUGGUACUUACAUUACUCCUGAAGAGUCUCUAUCCCAAGGUCUGCAUUAUGCCAUUAACCAUUUAUUAUCAAUUAUAUUCAGUGAUAACGUAACAGUUAUCAGAAGUCAGCUAAAUGAUCUUCCCUGCUGUGACUCAUAUUUGAUUGGUUUUAAAAAUCAAAGUGAUUUUGAAAAUCUCUUAUGGUCUUAAGAAUAAAAACAUCUAGUUCAUGGUUUAACUACAUUUCAAUUUUUUGCAAACUUUAAUGAAAGAUCUUUGGAUAGGCCUUGCCAACUGUGCUAGCACUGCUAGAAGCUCUUUACAUUUCCUUUUUAGAUGGAUUGGAUUUAUGAGACCAGUUCGAACAAAUACCAGUACUUAUAAAGUUAAAUAAAAUAAAAUUGUAAAUAAGUCUAUGUUUAAUUGCAAACUUCUGUCCAGCACAUUCUUUCUAAAAAAGGCUGCUCUCAGGGAGUACUACAAGGAUGUGAAAGGGCUUGCAGAUUCAUUCUGAACUGGGAAUAAUUUUAAUUCUGUACUGCCUAUAAAAAAGAUAAUUUCCGUGGAUAAAGAAGUAUAGAAGAAUGGAAAGAGGAAAGUAAAUAAGGAAUAAAGGAUUGUGGUAGAUAAUGGGCAGAAAGAAGAAAGGCCAAUUAUGAAAAGGUGAGUUGUAGGAACUGAAGAAAACCAAUUUCAUGUAUUGAGUACUAGAAUUAUCAAAAUGGGGGGGGUGUAAUUAGAUUCAUAAAUUAUCAUAUAAACCUUAUUUCCAGCCUUCUCCCUUGCUUACUCCUUAAGUCCACUUGUAUACCUCAUGCAUUGAAAAAAAAAAAAGAGAGAGAGAGAAUGUAUUGUAUUGCCAGGCCUUGCUAGGGA